Molecule: messenger RNA, 1782 nt
Organism: Hylaeus anthracinus
Lineage: Eukaryota; Metazoa; Arthropoda; Insecta; Hymenoptera; Colletidae
Exons: 3
Coding region: 290-727 (145 amino acids)
Biological process (GO): positive regulation of voltage-gated potassium channel activity; regulation of synaptic transmission, cholinergic; sleep
Source: RefSeq, a predicted model, not a curated record
UGGCGAACAUCGUCGCCUUAGUCGCGGGCUUGCGCUGAAAGUGGAUCGAGCGAGGUACCGUGAGCGUGAACAGUGUAUCAGCAGCUCUCGAGGCCGAAUGGUUGGCCUCGCCAACCCCUGAAACGGUCGUUCUCUCUCUCUCUAUCUCUCUCUCUCUCUCUUUCUUUCUCGUUCCCACCAGUUCUCACCCUCCUGGUCGCGUGCAACACUUAAACGGCCGCCAUCGCAAACGGGUCCGUCGAAACGUUAAAGGAUAUACCCGUUAAUCGUGCAAGGAUACCACCCCAACAUGAAGUGUGCUCACGUCCUCGUCGUUUGCCUCAUGGUCGUUCUCGGUUAUUAUGGGGUAUACGGGAUGCAGUGUUACAUAUGUAACAGUCACAACGACAGUCGUUGCGCCGACAAGGAUCCUCCGGAUGCCCUUAAAAGAGAUUGCUCCGAUCUCAAGGACGGCGCAAAGUACACGAUGUGCCGAAAGAUUACGCAAGUCAUCGAGUUUAGCGUUAAUGGACUUCCACCCGACAGCCGGGUGAUAAGGGGUUGCGGAUGGGACGAGUCGAACUACAAAGGGAGGUGCUACCAACGAAGCGGUUUCGGUGGCCGUCAAGAGGUCUGUUCGUGUCUGACGGACUACUGUAACGGAGCCAUGCCUAACGUUCCGUCAUCGAAAUCCUUGAUUCUGACGUGUGUUCUGGCCACUGUAUUGCUGGCGUACAUGCGCAAUUAGCUCCAAGAAUGUUAACACUCUCUCCCCCCCCCCCCAAAAAAAAAAAAAAUAAAAAUAAAAAAAACAAACAGACGACGAAGGGAUGCGUUCGAGAUCGUUAGUAGCUACACGCAGCAUCGACCUCGCAUACUCGAGAAACGGAAAGAGACGAGUCGACAGUACAAUGGAUUCUAGAGGAAGUACCUUUUGAUCUCUCGUCGCAGAUAAGAGGAGCAUCACGACAGCCAUUCCUCGAACGCGAAAAGCCCCGUGAACAGAGUUCUUUUCCGUUUGUAUCCUUGGAAACCGAGGGUUAGGAGCCAGGUGCUGUCACAGGGUGGGCCAUUUGGCACAGAGGCCUCGGAUUUAGACGAAAAUGAUAUGAUCGUGGAACUCGUAUGCUUUCGUUGUCCUGAAUGCUGACGAUCUCGAAGUAUGUACUCGAGGGAACGGAGGAGCCACCCGACAGGGGAUGGAGUUUUAAAUUUAAAUGUGCAAAGGGUGCAGUGGCUUCCUCCUGUCCAUUGGUUCGCCCUAGGAGGAACUUCUGUCCAAGCUUGACCACCUCUGGGUUCGCUCGAAUCCCCAUCGAACUUAAAUCUUAUCUGGUUGGAGUUAGACGAAUUCGUAGCAUCUAUGGAAGAGACGUAAUGAUAUUUAUAUACUUCAGCUAGACCUGGGCAAGUUUGUAUUGAAAUGAAAGGAAGAAGUAACUACUUGAAGUAACUUAUUUCGAAUCAUUAUUUUCAAUACGGUCAUUUAUAGAUAAGUACUUUAUCUUAAAUUUAACGAAAUAAAUAAUCUUCAAAAUAAUAUUAUUGUUAAUAAUAACCAUUAACAUAUUAUUGAAACAAUUUCAAAUGAUCGUAAGAUAAACGAACCUGUUAUUAGUUUCAAGAGUGCCCAGGUCUGAUUUCAGCUUACGAUAAAUAGACGUAGGAAGAAGGGAGGACGUAUGGAUGUGUAGAAAUGUAGAAAGAUGAGAAAACACGUCAACGACCACGUAGUAAAUGUAUACCUGCCUAAUAUCACACAAAGAGAGUCGAAUGGUUUUCAGGAAAAAACGCCCCCCCCCC